AUGAAACAACUAGAGGAAAAGGCACUGAGGUGCUAUGCAGAAUCAACAGACCAUCUUUCACCGGAUGAAUUUGUCAAAAUGAUGGUGGUCGAUGGCUUCUUCAUCAUUGAAUUGUUACUCAACUUUACAGCGCUCAAAUGUUCACAGAAAAACAAUGAUCCUCCACAAAAGGUCGUCACAAUGGAUCCUCUUUUCAGAAUGGAAUGGAUGAUGAGUUUUCUGCAGCGAAACCUAAUGUUGUUCGAGAAUCAACUUCCUUUCUUUGUUUUAAGUAAAUUGUAUGAAAUGAUUGAUCCUUCAGGCCACCAGGGCAUUUUCAUCAAGAAGGCGUUGGAAUUUUUCAAUAAUCUUUUCCCAGAUUAUGGAAAGAACACCAGAAUUGAAGCUUCUCAAGACAAUAACAUCAAACAUCUACUUGACUUGGUACACGGAAAUUGGUCAAGCCUGAAACUUGAACCUAAAGCAGAUUUCACAUGUAACAUGAAAAAUCUUAAGUGCAUCGGAAGUGCAACUGAACUUGCAGAGGCUGGAAUCCAGUUAUAA
Messenger RNA from Oldenlandia corymbosa var. corymbosa, 543 nucleotides. The record is from the annotation of a GenBank genome assembly. Lineage: Eukaryota; Viridiplantae; Streptophyta; Magnoliopsida; Gentianales; Rubiaceae.